Messenger RNA from Phascolarctos cinereus (koala), 968 nucleotides. RefSeq names its product pulmonary surfactant-associated protein D-like. NCBI's taxonomy places the organism in Eukaryota, Metazoa, Chordata, Mammalia, Diprotodontia, Phascolarctidae. The record is from RefSeq and is a predicted model, not a curated record. Gene Ontology annotation, molecular function: growth factor activity. Gene Ontology annotation, biological process: ossification.
AUGCUGCCCAUGGGCCAUAUUUACAUCCUCUACAUUUUUUGCGGGCCCCCUGAAAUCCUUUGCUGGGCCACAAUCAGUGCGUGGGCUAAUUCCUUGGAGCUCCAGGUUUGUCUGGUCCUUUUAGAAUCAGGGGUUCACCUGGAUCCCAAGGGGUCAAAGGACCCCAAGGUGAACAGGGACCCAAGGGAGAAGAUGGAGCCAAAGGAAGAGAAAGGAGAAUCAGAAGACAAGGACUUCCUGGAAAUCCUCGAGCAGGACCCAAGAUUCUCCAAAAGUCACCUGUCUUCAGGUUCCCCAAACUCUGAAGUCUCUUUUGUGCCUCCUGGAAGCCCUGGUCCUGCAGGCAUCAGAGGGCCAAGAGGCCCACCUGGGCCAAAAGGAGAUAGACAAUCACCUGGGGAGGAAGGAGAAAGUUUCCUGGAAGAAAUCAACAAGUUGAAGCAAGAAGUGGCUGAAUUGUGCACAAAAAUUGAGGACCUCCAGAAAAGCUUCUCCAAGCAACAGAAAGCUGAACUCUUCCCAAGAGGUCAAGCACUUGGCAAUAAGAUAUACAAGACCAGUGGUUUUGAAGGCAACUUUGAUAAGGCAAAGAAAUCAUGCAAAGCAGCUGGUGGUAUAGUGGCCUCCCCCAGAAAUGAGUCAGAGAAUAAAGCUGUACAGAAGAUUGUCUUAGAAUACAACAAGGCUCCCUUUCUUGGCAUGACUGACAUCCAGACAGAGGGCAAAUUCAUCUAUCCAAAAGGAGACCCCCUGGACUAUUCCAGCUGGGACCUAGGAGAGUCCAAUAACAAGGGUGGUGGAGAGAAGUGCAUUGAGAUCUUUUCUGAUGGCAAAUGGAACGACAAGCUGCGUGAGGCACAGCUGAUCGUUUGUGAAUUUGGAGACUUGGUAGUUUGAGGGGGUGUAGUUUGUGUGGUGCGAGCUAAGGAGAGGACAUGUUGCUGCUGGUUACAGGUGGGAAGGGGGAA